AUGGUUUGUGAGCGAUUAUAUGUUUUAGCAAAAGAAGGAUUUGAAGCAGCACUUUUGCUUCUGCACAACGAACGUGCUGACGUGCAACUGUUUGCUGCCUGUCUGUUAUAUGACUCCAUUCGGAAAAGAUGGGACGAGUAUGUUGUAUCUCAAGAUACUGCAAAAUGGUUUAUCUUAGCUGAUAGGCUAAAAAUAACAUUAAUUAAUAAGCUGACGCAGGGUGCUCACUUUCAAAAUCAGUCUGUGACAAACAAGCUUUCCUCUUCGCUGGCACUUUUGGCGCUUCAUUGCAUCCCAGACUUAUGGACUGACCCGAUUCAUGAUCUCACCUUACAUUGGGCACAACAGCCUGAGUUGUUGUUAAGAGUUUUAGCAGAACUUCCCGCUGAAUUUCUUCGUAUCAAUAUGCCUUUAUCUCAACGAUCCGCUUUAAAAUCUGUGUUGCUCAAGUCUGCAACGGAUAUAAUAAAAGUAAUCGACGUUCUUUUGCAUUUGGAAGAUGUUUCCCCUUCGUUAAAAAAUGCAGCAGUUGAAUGCGUUGAACAGUGGUUGAGCAUGCCUUCUAUAGAUUUACUGGAAUGGCGAAAUGUUUUGGUUUCUGUGUUCACAAGUGCAUCAGCAGAUCUGUGGGUGCUGUUUGGUGCUGUGGCUCGUAUCUUAUCAGUCGUAACGUGUUGCGAGAACCUCACCAGUCUUGAAAAUUUUGUAUACGAUUUCGGAAGUUUUAUUGUUGCAACUGUGUGUGAGCCGUUAAAAGUACAAACAGAAGCUGCACUAGCGCGUGGAACGUUGAACGAUGGUGAUCUUGUAGAAAUGGAGGAGUUAUCGAGUGUUGUGACAGCCAUUGCUGACUUUUGUUCUGCAUCUGUUCGACAGUUGCGCAAAGCGUGUUUUCUUAGAAAUGAUUUAAGUCUAAUUAACUCCAUCUGUUCAUUCCUCUGCAUUUUCUCGACAUGGCCAGGUAAUUAUCCAAUUGACGAAACAGUUUCCGAAGGACCGGAAGUCUUUUGGAAUUCUUUAAAAGAGGAAAUAGAUACACUGAAAGAUGAAGAAAAGGCCAAGGCUUGUUUUCUUGUUGCAAUCUGUAGGCCUCACUAUGCCGCAUUAUUGCAAUCUGCAGUGAAUAAAAUUGCAUAUCCUCCAGACAGGCAACUACAGGAGAAUUAUGACAAAGAGCAGAUGGAGAAGCUCGACAUGUAUCGCGCAUUGAGAGUGGAGAUCUCGGUACACGCUUUUGCUGUUAUAGGGCAAGAAACUUGUGCUUUUCUUUGCGGGCAGUUGCACGAGGCUAUAAACGCCAAGAUCGAAGGAAUUUUGUUUUUAUUUGAAAGAGUUGCCGACUAUUUGACUGAGGCAGAUGCUGGCUACAUAAGAGAUGUCGUCGAAAGCUGUCUUGUACUGAAAUUAUGGGGUUUGUCAGAUGGACCAGAUGAAUCAGUUUUAGGAAAUUCGUUAAUGAAUCUGUUAUACGCCUUUUCUCACUUAAUUUCUUGCGGAACAGAUGCUGAAGUAUUGGAAGAAAAGUGCUUUGAUUUAAUUUUCACAUUUUUACGAAACAUAAAUGUAGCAGGUGAAGGAUUGAAAACGCUGCAGAAGUUUGUGGAAGAUCGACCACCUAGUCUUGUUAAGUGUUCGGAUGCAGUAUAUAACAAGUGUUAUGAAAUAUUCUCAAACACAGCCAUACCUCAACGACUGCGGUUAGCUGCUGUCAAGUGCGUUGGGUACGCUUUGUCUGUAAAAGACACGGCCUAUGUUCUGAGUCAGUUGGAUAACAUACUUGCUCCUCAGUUGAGAACGUUGCAGUCUGUACUUCAGGGUCACACUCCGUCUUGUUCUCAAUCUUCAGAAGAUUUGGAACAAGAGUGUUUGUUCGAAUUAGGGGUUUUUACGAUGCUCAUAACCAGUCUUUCGCCAAAAUCAGGUGAAAGAAAUGAGAAUUUUGUUGAUUCGCCAUCUUUCCGUGUCAUACAACACUGUAUGCCUGUGUUUCGCGGGUUAAUUGAACAAUAUACUUCUUCGACUGUGCUUGUAAGCAAGGUAGUAGACGUUCUUCGCGCAAGUCUUUCGUCUAUGGGUGAAAAUUUAAUCCCCUUGAUAAAUACUUUUUACGACAUAAUAAACACACUCCUUCUCAGACAGCCAGACCACGCUUGUUGUUUAGCAAAGAUCAUGCUCUUGGUUAGACCUUUUUUUGCUGGUAUAUUUAUUCGGAAAUCUUACGUCUUAAUGACAUUCACGGACCCCAAAAUCAAAUCUGAAUUAUGUGCUAAACUUCGAAUCUGGUUUGAUACAAUAAGAACUGGUUGUUUUGACGAAAUACCGAGCAAAUACAUUGAUCUCGCUUAUCAUGUUAUAAGGAAAAAUUGGAAAAUGCUCAGGGAAAACCAACAAGAAUCAGUGCCACUUAUAAAAGACGUAGUGGAAUUGAAUAUCAAGGUCUUAAUGUCUUCCGAAGACCCCAGUUUGACUCGUAGAAGUGCUGUCGUAUUAUCAACUUUGUUGAAGAACUUUGUUGAAAAUGAAUGUUUUUUGGAUUUGAUGCGAGAAGUUGCUCAACCGGUGCUUUCAGUAACAUUCUCAAGGCUACAGGUAGAAUUGACGAAGUCCGUUGUGUCGUCAUUAGCUGAAAUAUUGAUGUAUUACGCAAGGAAGUACCCAUUAGAGACAAGAGUGCGGAGGAAGUUUCACUAA
Enterobius vermicularis (human pinworm) is the source of this 2691-nucleotide messenger RNA. The record is from the annotation of a GenBank genome assembly. NCBI's taxonomy places the organism in Eukaryota, Metazoa, Nematoda, Chromadorea, Rhabditida, Oxyuridae.